AGCAUUCCAAGCAACCCUAAUUAGUUUGCAGUUUGCUGUCGGUCUCUUUGAUCCAGAAGUCUUGUUUAAAACCUCUAAGAAGUGAAAAAGCUUACAUUACAAUCGACCACGUGACGAGAGACUUCUGUGUUUAAAGCCAAGACAGUUUUUUUACAUCCCAGUCUUGUGAAAGGAAGUUAGCAUUUGCGGAAAGCCAGCAAGAUCAUGAGGCUAACAUUGUUGACGACGGUCGUUCUUUCCUUUUUCUGUCAAGGAGUAAACUCUUUUGAGUGGAUCUCUGACCUCCAAGAUGGCGCUGGUGUCUACGCGUGUGUAGAUGACACUGUCACCAUGAGGUGGCGGUACGCGGUGCAGGAGGGAGAAGUGGUUGAGGAUGUCAAGUGGUACUUUGACCCAGGAAACAACAACCGUACAGCUAUCGCCGCCAUCGUUGAAAAUCGCUUUUUCCACCUCUCCUCCUCUAACUCUAAGAGACUCCACCAUGUACCGGAAGCAGGACUGACGCUGACCUCUGUCACCGGAAGAGAUAACGGACAAUACUCGGUGGCGGUGACCGUUCAGAACUCAUCAUGUUUCACUACACACACGCGCACUGUGUCUCUUGUAGUAGCAGAAGGCAAGAACUUGUAGUCCUUGG
Messenger RNA from Pomacea canaliculata, 637 nucleotides. RefSeq lists its product as uncharacterized. Bases 205 to 630 code for a protein of 141 amino acids. Lineage: Eukaryota; Metazoa; Mollusca; Gastropoda; Architaenioglossa; Ampullariidae. The transcript has 2 exons. The record is from RefSeq and is a predicted model, not a curated record.